This is a messenger RNA of Hippocampus zosterae (dwarf seahorse), 2090 nucleotides long. RefSeq names its product ras association domain-containing protein 10-like. Bases 138 to 1628 code for a protein of 496 amino acids. Gene Ontology annotation, biological process: signal transduction. Lineage: Eukaryota; Metazoa; Chordata; Actinopteri; Syngnathiformes; Syngnathidae. The record is from RefSeq and is a predicted model, not a curated record. The transcript has a single exon.
UACUGUCCCACCACAGGCCGGCACGCGUAUUUUGUGCUCUCUGCUCUCGUUUUUUUUUUUUCCUGCCGGAGACAGAGUGACAUGAUGCCCACGCAGCGGGAAAAGACCGCGCACAAUCGACGACGGACAAGAAAUGGAUGCAAUUCCUUUCGAAAUGCACUUUGACACUCAUUGAUCCUUUCAGUAUUCACUUUAGGAAUUUUGCCGUCAGUUUUACUUUUGUUUGGUUGACUCUGACAGCGGCGUUUCAGUUCCCACGGAUUGGCAUCUCUCUAAUCGUUUACAUGGAGCCAGAAGAAGGCAAAGUCUCCGUGUGGGUCUGCCGGGAAGAGAAGCUGGUUUCAGGGCUGACUAAGAGGACCACAUGCACCGAUGUGGUCCAAGUCCUGCUGGAGGACCAGAACCUGCGGCAAGGUGCCUCAGCUGGAAUGCUCUCAGGACCCCCCGAGUCCUAUUGCAUGGUGGAGAAAUGGAGGGGCUUUGAGCGGAUUUUACCCAACAAGACCAAAAUCCUCCGACUAUGGAGCGCCUGGGGGGACGAGCAGGAGAACGUCCGCUUUGUCCUGGUCAAGAACGAGGCGUCACUUCCCAACAAUGGGCCUCGGAGCGCUGAGGCCCGCGUGGUCCGACGUCGGGAGAAUUGGGGUCCCGGCGGAGUGAUCGUGGCCCCCGAUAGGACCUGCUGGCCCGCCGCAGCCCACAACUUGUCCCGGGAGCGGCAGAGGCGCAUUGUGAGGAAGGCCUUCCGAAAGCUGGACAAGAUGAACAAAAAGAAAGAGCAAGCGCACGGUAAAGAUAAGAGCUCGGCGGAGAAGAUGGAAACUUUGGUCCAUCUGGUGCUUUCGCAGGAUCACACCAUCCGCCAGCAGAUCCAGAGACUGGAGGAGCUGGAUCAAGAGAUUGAGAGCUACGAGUCCAAGGUGCACUUUGAGCGCAUGAAGACACACGGGGUCAACUACGUGCAGGACGCCUACUUGGAGGACUCCUCAAAAAUCACUCCGGAAGCGCUGGCCCAGUUCGAGGAGGUGCUGCGGCUGCAGGAGGAGUUGACGGAGCGAGAGGCGCUCGUGGAGAGCAUCGCCGCGGACAUCCAAGAGGAGCUCAACCUUCGAAGGAUGAAGCGACGACGGGAGGAGAAGGAAGAUGAGAAAAUGUCGGAAAUGCGCCCGUCUGCUCCUCCCCCCGUGCUGGAGUGCGUGUCUGGAGAGGAGCCGGUGUUAGAGGAGGAAAGAAUCAAAACGCAGCUGAACACCAGCCUCUACAUUGGCCUGCGACUCAAGACAGACCUGGAUGGCAUUCGGGGGGACUUGAACCUGAGUCUCGCACUCUUGGAGAGCAAGGAGACCGAAAUGCUGGACCUACUGGCCAAAGUGGAAACUAUGGAAAUAGAUCAUCAGGUGGAGAGCAGACUGGAUGACGAUGAUGAUGAUGAUGAUGAUGACGAGGGCGACGAAGCAAAGGUAGAUGAGGGCGCAGUGAUGCCAGUGGAGAAGAGCGGCAUUUGGCUGGAGCAGGCUCGAGGUCUGUCGAAGGUCUGCAACACCAACGACGAGGACUCGGACACGGGCUUGAGCUCCAUGCACAGUCAGGACUCUGACAACCCUCCUGUGUGUGAGUCUCUGGUCUAAAUAUCAUGAAUCAAAUCCCAGGUUUUCAAACUCAAGGUCUGCCAAAUCAUAUUUCUUGGAUUUAUUUUAACAUUGAAAUAUUACAAACAUGUUUUUUGUGUUUUUUUGGGGUCUCCAAACCACUUCUCCAAACCAUUUCCUCAGCUUUUCUUCUGACCUCCGGUUCCAAAACGAGUCACCAUCAAUUUGAUGUGGAUGUAAGGAGUAAAUCACUCGAAUUCUACCCCCCCCCCCCCCCAGCCCUAGAUGUGGCUUCGCAGUGACAACGGAACUCUGAGAAACCAAAAUUGCAACGUGGCCCUCGCAAAAAAAAUGAGUUUGACGCUGAAAUGAAGUACUAAAUUGGUACAAGAAAAAAAAAUAAAAGAUUCUCACCUGGAUUGAGAGCAAGCGAGCUUCCUGUUCCAGUUCCAGGCUCUGACCACCAUCUUCAUGUAUUUUCCUAUUAACGGUCACGUUUAA